AAAAAAAAAAUGAGCAAUUCUGCUUUAGCUAGUUUAACCGCCCAGUACACCGAUUCGGAAAAUGAAGAUGAGCAACAACAGUCUCCAGAUUCUCAAAAUUCACAGUCAUCGGUAAUUAUACCACCUCCCAAGCAUACACCUCAACAGACUCCAGAGAAACAAAAGAAGGGAUCGCCACCCAAAAAGAAGAAAAAAUCCAGGGAUUCUGUUAAACGCCUUGUUAGCUAUCAGGAUGAUACCAUUGUUUCGGACGAUGAGCGAAAUGAUAAUGACGAAAGAGACGAUGGUGCCGAAACCUUGUCAAGUGAAUCCGAAGAUGCCCAUAUUAUUAAAAUUGAUGAUGGACAAACACCACAGCGUAACGGUGGAUCACCAAUUGAAAUAGACGAUGACUCAAUGGGAGAUGGGAAAACAGCAAAGAAUCCAAAAGAUAAAUAUGCCCGCUAUAGCCACUAUGGAUUUACUUUGCCGCCAGAGCCCAAAGGUAAACCCUUGCCCGAAUUGACAGAUAAGAUCAAUCAGUUAUAUGAGAAAAUGGAAACGAAUAACAUGGACAUGAAUCGUAUCAUACAACAGCGUAAAGAGUUUCGCAAUCCCAGCAUUUAUGAAAAGCUUAUACAGUUUUGUGACAUCAAUGAAUUUGGCACAAAUUAUCCACCAGAAAUAUACGAUCCUUUGCAAUGGGGUGCGGAAAGUUUCUAUGAAGAGUUGGCGUUGGUACAAAAAAAUGAAAUGGUCAAACGUCAAAAGGAAAAGAAGGAUUCUGGCAAGAUUGAGCAGGUGUCGGCUUUGGCCCGAAAGGUCGAAGAAGAAGCAAAAAAGAGAAAAUCCAAAUGGGAUCAGCCUGCCACGGCGAAUAAACCUGCUGUACCUCCAUUGACCACCACAGUAACUGGUACCAAAGGCACUGUUAUAUCGGCUUUUGGUUCGCUUCCUAAAAAGCCUCCAGCUUAAGAAUUAGUUAAAGAUAGGAAGUAUAGUUUAUAAAUUUGUCAACAAUUAAAAAGGGAAUAUUCGAGUUCAUGUCAUUUGAA
This is a messenger RNA of Stomoxys calcitrans (stable fly), 1034 nucleotides long. Its product is annotated as SAP30-binding protein. The transcript is spliced from 3 exons. Gene Ontology annotation, biological process: regulation of DNA-templated transcription. The record is from RefSeq and is a predicted model, not a curated record. Gene Ontology annotation, cellular component: nucleus. NCBI's taxonomy places the organism in Eukaryota, Metazoa, Arthropoda, Insecta, Diptera, Muscidae. Bases 10 to 954 code for a protein of 314 amino acids.